AUGAACCACAACCAGCAGAAGAAUCUACAACAUGUCGCGAAUGUCGGAGGCGCAAAGUCAAAUGCGACGGUGUCAUGCCCGUUUGCACCAUCUGUCGAAAGUACAGGCGUCACUGUUUAUACGACAAGCAUAGUAGAACGAGAACGUCUGGAAAAGGCCGAAACUGUCCUUCGGCGCCACUACACCGACAGUCAAAUCGCAGAGAUGCUGGAAGAGUCCAAAGAAGGACUACUAGCUCAAAGUAAAGCACAAGAACCCACACCGCAGAUAUCGGAACCAACACCAGCACCAACACUAGCACAAACCCCUGGGUUAGUCAGCCUGCCUUCUACCACUCCAGGAACCACAGACAAUCUCAUGCAACUGCCGACUCCCACUACAGACCCUGGCUUUUACUUGGCGGGUCAAGCCAACAUAGCGAACCUAACUGCGGAUCCUUUCCUUCUGGCGCCCAUCGGCGAAUUGGAAGCAAAUGCUGGGCUGUGGGCUGGUUCGCAAGAUGCUGCCUUUGAAUUUGCUCCAGCUACGACCGAUGAUUUCGAAUGGAACGAGCAGGAAACCUCGUGGGGGACCUAUGAUCCUGCCAGCUGGUCCAUAACAAAUCACGUCGACGGCAACCCAUCUCAAGCCAUCAUGGACGGCAUGGCUUCCUUGACCAUCGGGGACCAGAAGAGAGGUUAUUAUGGAGCUGCGUCUGGAUCCGCUCUUUUGCGACAGAUCUUAUCAGCCCGUCCAGACGGCGAGGAGGUAGACAACGAUGUUGCGCUCCACGAGAUCGAAUCUCUAUUCCAGCAGCACUCAGAUCACUCACAAUGGUUCCGCUCACAGGCUAUGCUGACCAGAGUCGCUGUCGAAAAUCUCAUUGACGCCUUCUUUGUUUUCUAUCAUCCCACAUUCCCCAUUGUCCACGAGCCUACCUUCCGAGCCCAAUACGCAGGGACAUUACCGUGCGCCAACAAAGGCCAUUGGAACACUCUAGCAAACAUCCUCGCGGCCCUGGGAUCAUUUGCGAGCAGUAAUGUGGCUGACGCAACAGACCUUCCCAUCUUUCAAGCAGCGCAAAAGAGUCUGUUUUCAAAUUACCUCGAGGUUGGCAAUCUCACCCUUGUUCAGGCAUUCAGCUUGUCGUCGAAUUAUAUGCAGAAAAGGAAUAAGCCAAAUACCGGUUUCAACUAUGGCGGACUUGCUAUUAGGCUAGCUAUCGGGUUGGGUCUCCACAAGGAUUUAGAAGGGAACAGUCUUUCACCUUUACAAAGUGAGACGAGACGUAGGAUAUGGUGGUGUUUAUGUGUACUUGAUGUAGGCGCCACCAUCACGUAUGGAAGGCCGCUGAACUGGCCUCAGGCUGGUGUCGAGACAGCGUUCCCUCAGAACAUACAUGAAAAAGAUCUCACCCAUGAUUCAACACACUGUCCACCAGAAGUCGACGGUAUAACCAUGUACACCUACAUCCGUGUCCAAUCAGCCUACCAUCUCAGCACAAUGACAGUCUACAACCGUCUCAUAACCAGCCCCUUCCCAUCAGCCACAGAACUUAUCACUCUCGACGACGUUUGCAUUGGCUCUUGGCUUGCACAAGUCCCAUACUACUACCGUACCGUUCCACCACCAGACUCUGAGUAUGGCCUUGGCAUGGGUAUUUCAGAAUGGCGUUACCGAAAUCUACGUAUCGUCAUGUACCGGCCUUUCUUGGUCAGAUGGGCGAGGUCAUCAGCACAAAAUACCCAGCAGAAUUUGACUAGCAGUGAGAAUUUGGCAGUGUUUAGAUGUCUUGACGCAGCCAAGGAGUCUGUCAUGCAUAUACAAAGUUACUGGACAUCUCGCACCCAUUCAAGAUUGGCUGCUUUCUAUAUCCUGUAUUUCUUAUUCCAUGCCACUUUGAUCCCUGUACACUGCCUCAGACAAAACCCCCAUCACGCUCUUGCGCCAGACUGGCGCUCGCAGAUUCAAGCCUCCCUUACCGUCAUGGGUGGCAUGGCCGAGGUUAACCCCAACAGCUCCAAGUGUCGCGACAUCACGCUGAAGCUUUGCUGGCCUCAUUUAAAUGAGGACGGCACGCGAACAUAUUGCGAAAACCCGACAUUUAUGCCAAAUGUGGCAGAGAAUGAAGCAGCAUCCAUCAUCAGCGGUUACAAUACAUGGUGCGAGUCCAUGACCAACGCCGGGAUUUCGGUGCCAACUUAUGAAUGGGCAGACGACAAUGAUUCAGCGCUGGGUUUCUUUUAA
Messenger RNA from Fusarium venenatum, 2226 nucleotides. The record is from RefSeq and is a predicted model, not a curated record. NCBI's taxonomy places the organism in Eukaryota, Fungi, Ascomycota, Sordariomycetes, Hypocreales, Nectriaceae.